UGCUGACGUUGAUUUGCUUGGUGGCCGAGAAAGGCGAGAAAACAGCGGCUCGUUCUCCAAAGAGGUGGAUAGCUGGAUGAACUAAUAUGUUCUCAAUGUUCACGUCCUAACCAAUUGGUUUUGGCUGCAUCUACUUUGUGAUACUACAAGCACGGGCAUACAUUCCAAUUGGUUCCAUUGCUGUGUAGUCAUUAUUGUUUGACCAUGGACACCUAUUAUUGGCGAGGAUUUUUGCGGUUUUGCGUGCUCAUCUCGUUAUUUUCUCAUAUCAAAGCAGAUGAACAUGACCAUAAGUAUGAGGACAAUGAGGAGGUUGUCCUGUGGAUGAACACAGUUGGCCCUUACCAUAACCGCCAGGAGACUUAUGCCUACUUCUCAUUGCCUUUCUGUCAAGGCCCAAAGCAAAGCAUCUCUCAUUACCAUGAGACCUUGGGUGAAGCUCUGCAGGGUGUGGAGCUGGAGUUUUCCGGCCUUCAGAUCGAUUUUAAGGCUCCAGUGGCCAAAACAGAAUAUUGUCAGGUCCAGUUAACCGACGAGAAGUUGAAGGCCUUCAUGUAUGCCGUAAAAAACCAUUACUGGUAUCAGAUGUACUUGGAUGAUCUACCCAUUUGGGGUAUUGUUGGAGAGAUGGAGAACGAAGGCAACGACCUAUAUGUUUGGACGCACAAGAAGUUCGAGGUGGGCCACAACCAAAAUCAAAUUGUUGAUGUGAACCUAACCUCUGAAAAUCGCGUCAAAUUGGAACCCAACGCCAAAAUCGCGUUCACCUACGAGGUGAUUUGGAAGACCUCGGACGUGAAAUUUGAGGACCGCUUUGACAAAUACCUUGACCCUAACUUUUUCCAACACAGGAUCCAUUGGUUCUCCAUAUUCAAUUCCUUCAUGAUGGUGAUCUUCUUGGUCGGUCUCGUGACCAUGAUCCUGAUGCGGACUCUUCGCAAGGAUUACGCCCGGUACUCCAAAGAGGACGACAUCGACGAUAUGGAGCGUGAUUUGGGCGACGAAUAUGGCUGGAAGCAAGUUCAUGGCGACGUUUUCCGACCUUCCUCUCAUCCGUUGCUCUUUUCCGCUCUCAUUGGCACAGGUCAUCAAGUGUGCACGGUCACGUUGGCCGUGAUCUGUUUCGCCAUCCUUGGUGAUCUCUACACUGAACGAGGGUCCUUGCUGUCCACUGCCAUUUUCGUGUACGCUGCAACCGCGCCGGUCAACGGCUACUUUGGCGGUUCGCUCUAUUCCAAAAUGGGCGGGAAGAUUUGGAUUCGGCAAAUGCUUGUGUCCGCAUUUCUUCUACCCUUCUUGGUGUGUGGAACCGUAUUCAUGAUCAACUUCAUUGCCAUUUACUACCACGCCUCCAGAGCCAUUCCGUUUGGGACCAUGGUCGCCCUGAGUUGCAUCUGCAUCUUUGUGAUCCUCCCCUUGACUCUGGUUGGUACUGUUUUGGGCCGAAAUUUAAGCGGGACUCCUGAUUACCCCUGUCGCGUCAAUGCUGUUCCACGCCCCAUUCCUGAGAAGAAGUGGUUCAUGGAACCAUUGGUCAUCAUCUUUUUGGGCGGGAUUCUACCCUUCGGAUCAAUCUUCAUUGAAAUGUAUUUCAUCUUCACCUCAUUCUGGGCAUACAAGAUCUACUAUGUUUAUGGAUUCAUGCUGUUGGUCUUUGUCAUCUUAUCUAUUGUGACCGUUUGUGUAACCAUCGUCUGCACCUACUUCCUGCUCAAUGCUGAGGACUAUCGAUGGCAAUGGACUAGCUUCUUGGCGGCUGGAUCCACCUCCGUUUAUGUCUACCUAUAUUCAUUCUACUAUUUCUUCUUCAAAACUAAAAUGUUCGGCCUAUUCCAAACGAUGUUCUAUUUUGGUUACAUGGCACUCUUCUCCCUCUGUUUGGGUUUGAUGUGUGGAACUUUGGGUUAUGUGGGUACCUCGCUAUUUGUCAGGAAGAUCUACUCCACUGUGAAAAUCGACUAAGACUCACUACUUCCACCACCAAAAUCCGUGUAUUAAUAGAUGAACUUUUCAGUUGAAUGAGAGGACCGCCUCUUUUUUGCAUUUUCACGCGAAUCAUUGCUUUGUUUUGUUGCACAAUAAAAGCUUAUAAAGUAAA
Tigriopus californicus is the source of this 2098-nucleotide messenger RNA. It is a transcript of the gene TM9SF3, whose product is annotated as transmembrane 9 superfamily member 3-like. The record is from RefSeq and is a predicted model, not a curated record. Gene Ontology annotation, biological process: protein localization to membrane. The transcript is spliced from 9 exons. The coding region runs from base 205 to 1962 and encodes 585 amino acids. Lineage: Eukaryota; Metazoa; Arthropoda; Copepoda; Harpacticoida; Harpacticidae. Gene Ontology annotation, cellular component: membrane.